Messenger RNA from Dentiscutata erythropus, 1395 nucleotides. Lineage: Eukaryota; Fungi; Glomeromycota; Glomeromycetes; Diversisporales; Gigasporaceae. The record is from the annotation of a GenBank genome assembly.
AUGUCUGUGGAAGUAAAGCAGUCGGACGCGCAUUAUUUGUACAAUUUUUCCAAUGCGAGCUUGAAAGGUUCUGAUCAAUCAGAACGUAACUUAUUGAGUCAAGAUUCUGAAUUAAUUAUCAAUGAUUAUCAAAGUAAAAUUCAAGAAGAGGAAGCUGAAUUUACGCGAAAUCUUACUAAAUUAAUAAAAACUCAUGAAGAAAAGAUAAAAGAUUUGGUUCGUGAACGAAACUGGAAAUUAUCGAAUUUAUCUAAACAGAAUUCAAUAAUAAAUUCUAAUCAAGUGGAAUCAGAUGAUUUGUCUUUGAAAAUUGAAGAUGAUAAGGCACCAGAGAACAAACUUGAAGCAUCUGCUAUAGAUGAAAUUGAAACACAAGAGGAUAAAGCAGAAAUAUCCGUUAUAGAUCUAGAAAAGAGCUUAGAAAUCAUGCGUAUCAACAAGACACCUAUUUCUAUUCAAUCUAUAUCACCAGCUUCAAUUUCAUAUCACGAUCUUGAUCCUGAUGUUUAUGAUUACAACGGAAUAUUGACAUAUUCUCCAUCAGUUGAUACCAAAACAGUUUCGAAUACUCUAACAGAUUUCACUAUAAUUGAUGAUGAAAUUACAUCAAUUUCUCAAACAAAUCCUAUUAUAUAUAAUGUUCUUCCACCACGAACAGAACCAAUUAGUAAUGAAAAAAAAAAGCCAAAUUAUCAACGAAUGUCGAUUCCUGAGUUAAAGGCAUUGGCAAAAUACGGUAUUAGACCUUCCGGAAAAGAAACAAUGAUUCGUCAAUUAGAGAUCAUAUGGAACAAGAUACACGAAAAUGAAGGUGAUGAUAAUGUUGAUCAAGAGGCACGUAAUCAAGCUGAAAAUUGUAAUGACAUUCAUGAAGAUUCGGAUGAUAAUGAUGCAUCAACAGAUAUUUCGUUGACUGAAGAAUUAUAUAAAUAUAUCAAGGGUAAUCGACAACUCUAUUGUCGUGUUCUUAGAUAUGAAGUGUUAGAAUUCGAUCAACUUUUAAACGAAAUCAACAAUGCGGGUAUCUUAUGUACUGAUCGACAAUUGCAAUUAUUCUUGGAUAACAAGGGAAUAAUUCACUCAUCAAAUACUAAAUCUAAACAAUGGCGUCAUAAAAAAGAUAAAUCAAAAAAGAAUCCUAGUGUUGAGGAUGCGGUUUAUGAUAAGCACUGGCAAGAGUUACGAGAUUUAGAGGCCAGAUACAAUUAUGUUUUGCCUAAUUCUCCAACCCAAAAGGCCAGUCAGACAGCAAGUAAUAAGUUUCGUCCAGUAGUACGCCAAAACCCCAUGCUGAGUUUGGAUAGCGUGGAUAAUUACGCGGAUUUAUUGAAAUUUGAUGAAAGAGUGAAAAAGAUAUUGAAAACCGAGACUGAAAUUGAAUAUAUUUGUGAAUGA